CCCGCCGCUACCGCCACGCUCAUGUCGACGAACACGUCUAUGGAGUCAGGCAUUGAAGCCGGCGUCCUUCCAACGGUUACAGGAUCUCUGGCCUCCGCCAGAGACUCUUUGGGCUCAUUAUCCCGCGCCGCCGAACCUCUUUAUGACACUGAUCAUACGGAUUUGGGUUCAGAACUUGAUGAGGCAGAGAUUCGAAGAGAGUUGAUGCAUGACAAAUGGCGCCUCCUUUUCGACAGGUUUGAUCCGGAAGGCUUUGGCGAGAUUCCGUGGCCAGAUUUCAUACAGACUCUUAGACACCCAGAUUUUAUAGCACAGGUGCCUCCUCACAAAUUAGAGAUUCUACUUGACAAAGCUCUAAAUGCAACGAGUGACGCUAUCACAUUCACGGAGUUCGUCAAUGUGAGACGGGCAAUUGAAGACAGGAUGUGUCAAUGAGGACCGGAGAUCGCCCACACAA
Hyposmocoma kahamanoa is the source of this 457-nucleotide messenger RNA. RefSeq lists its product as uncharacterized. Bases 22 to 435 code for a protein of 137 amino acids. Lineage: Eukaryota; Metazoa; Arthropoda; Insecta; Lepidoptera; Cosmopterigidae. The transcript has 5 exons. The record is from RefSeq and is a predicted model, not a curated record.